Molecule: messenger RNA, 597 nt
Organism: Cucurbitaria berberidis CBS 394.84
Lineage: Eukaryota; Fungi; Ascomycota; Dothideomycetes; Pleosporales; Cucurbitariaceae
Exons: 1
Coding region: 68-451 (127 amino acids)
Source: RefSeq, a predicted model, not a curated record
CGGGCAUCAGCCUACCUAGCUAGAAAGAUAGGAUAGGAUAGGAUAGGAUAGGAUAGAUGGAAUAGCAAUGCUUACACUGCUAUUCAAAGCUUGCUCUCACUUGCUCAAUCUUCAUCAGUCCUCAGUCUUCACUCCUCAGUCUUCACUCCUCAGUCUUCACUCCUCAGUCUUCACUCCUCAGUCUUCACUCCUCAGUCUUCACUCCUCAGUCUUCACUCCUCAGUCUUCACUCCUCAGUCUUCACUCCUCAGUCUUCACUGGCUCACGUUAUUGGGUAGUUUCGCCCGACGCUCACUGUGACAUGGCCGGCCCUCCUAGCCAAGCUCAAAUCAUCCAAAGCCACCAGCAGAGAUUCCACCAACUCAUCUACCAUGUGCUAUUCCGAACACGGCACGAGCACCAAAUCCGACAAUUUGGUAGGCAUGAGGCUGACGUUGAUUACGAACCAUGAUUUCUCGUGUCGGCUGAUAACAAUUUACAACGUCAAGGCAAUACUACAUGAAUUCCCAUCGUCGUACAGACAACUACUUGGAGUACAAGGACUUGUUGACCCCGGUAAGCAGAACGCCCCGGGCGAGCAGUUGUGUUUUUCGUCCU